AUGGGAUGUAUCAAAUCGAAGAAAAAAAACAUCGAAAAAUCGUUACUAGCUAAUAUCCAGCCAUCAUUCGUAUUUAAAAGUGUAUCUGAUAACUAUGCACCCUAUCUCUGGUGUCAAUUGUUUAAACAAAAUCUUAUUCAAGUUUCGUAUUCGGCAGAUAAAAUGGCGAAAGAAGAUUUAAUAGAGAAAUGUCGCGAAUAUUAUCGCGGUAACGAUCAAGAAUCAGCGUCGAUUAAUGAAUUUGAACGAACGUAUGAGUCAAGCAAAGCUUUAGAAUGGUAUACAAAAAAUACAUUUUUGUAUAAAAUUAUAAAUGAAUCUUUGCGAUCGAAAAACGAUAUCGAUGCUUUGUACACAUUUCGAUAUUACAUUAGUGAUCUAUGUACAUGUUUAUUAGAUCAAUACCGUAAAGAGGCCAACAAUAAUGGUGUGAUUACUGUUUAUCGAGGAGUUAGACUUGCUGAUAAUGAAAUUCUAAAAAUGCAACACUCAGUCGGCAAAGUAAUAUCGAUAAAUGGUUUUGUGUCUACUAGUCGGGAUCGAAACGUAGCAGAAAUGUUUGCAGGAAAUGUAGAACAUGAAUCGGUUAUGUACGAAAUUGCUCUCAACGUUCGAUCACUUAUUUUAGCAGAUAUAAGUAGUCUAAGUCAAUUCAUUGAUGAACAAGAAGUUUUAUUAGACAUUGGUUCUAUCUUUCUCGUUGUCGAAGUUUCAUAUCAGCAAAUAUGGACCAUUAAACUAAAAUCGACCAAAAAGAAAACGAAACUAGCCAUAGAAUAUAUAAAAUCAAAUAGAAAACUAAUGACAGAAUCGCAAUCUGUACUAAUUGGACGUUACUUUGCUGAGAUGGGCGAAUAUUAUAAGUCGAUUCGAUACUUACACAACUUACUGAAUCGAUCAAAUUCAACUACGGAUUUAGGCGAUAUCUAUUUAAAUCUUGGACGUGCUUAUGGAUUCUACAGAGAUUAUCAAAAUGCGUUCAAAUACUUUCAACUUGCGUAUAAAAUACAGGUAGCAGAAGGUACCGAUCCUUUAGUUCUUGCCACCAUACUUAGUAACAUGGGCGCUGUGCAUUACGAUGAUAAUCGGGCUCUGCUCUAUCAUUCAGAGGCCUUGAGGUUAGGACGACCAACAAAUGAUGUACAUCCAAGUACUGGCACAGCUUUAUAUAACAUUGGCAACAUCUACUUCAAAAGACAAAAGUAUUCGAAAGCGUUGGACUACUAUCGAAAAAGUUUGAAAAUAAGUAAGAAAAAUUUUCCAAAAUUUCAUCCAACUAUUGCUAUUAUUUAUGAGCAUAUUGGCAAUGUUUAUCGUGCAAGAGAAGCAUAUCGUACAGCUGUUCGAUAUUACAUAACGGCACUGAAGAUGUACGAGAAGAUUCUUCCAGCAAAUCAUUUAUUGAUACGAAAAGUUAAAUUUUCAAUAGCGAGAAGCAAACGGCGAGAAUAG
Messenger RNA from Didymodactylos carnosus, 1452 nucleotides. NCBI's taxonomy places the organism in Eukaryota, Metazoa, Rotifera, Eurotatoria, Philodinida, Philodinidae. The record is from the annotation of a GenBank genome assembly.